AUGCAUUUACUGCCUGAUCCGAGCUUGGCCGCUUUUGAUCCUGAAAUUAAAAAAACUCUUUCACGUAUUAGGCGAGCUCGACGUCGGUUAGCCUUUGAAGGUGGUGAAGUGGUUGUUGCCAAUUCACCAAUCUUAUCAGAUAGUGAAUUUGAACCACCAUUUGAGAAAGAAAUAAGCUCCUCUACUACUGAUUCAGUUGAUCUACGUGCAGGUGACAUGGCAGAGCCCAAGAGAAUUACUCUCCAGGAAGCUGGAGCCCCAGACUUCACCCUGCAACCGUAUCACGUGCAUCACACAAAUCUGGCUUUAGAUUUUGAACUGAAGAUGUCGCUAAUCAACUUCAUACCCAAGUUUCAUGGCUUACCUACUCAGGAGCCUAUAAAGCACCUAAGAGAUUUUCAGACAUCCUGUUCUUCUGUUAGGCAUCAUGCUGCAGAUGAGAUUACUAUUCUGCUGAUUGCUUUCCCGUUUUCUCUUAAGGGAAAGGCGAGAGAGUGGUACUACACUCAACCUGAGGCCGUGGUUACCAACUGGGAUACGCUUAGGAGAGAAUUCCUGGACAAAUACUUUCCAGCUGAAGUUAUAGACAGACUGAGGAAAGAGAUCUCCUGCAUCAUUGGUGGACGAAAUUGUAUGAAGCCUCAAGAUAAAACUACAUUAGAUGCUACAGAUAAUGGCUCUCUGAAGAAGUACACGACGGCAACAGAAGUGUGGCAGCUGAUUGCCGAUCUAGCUGAGUCCACUCGGAAUGCCAGACACUGGAAUUAUCGCAAAGUCGUUGUGGAGGUUUCCUCUAGCAGUGAGACCACUGUUUUCAUACAGGCUGUGUGUGAGAUGACCAAACUACUACAGCAGAUAAAUCUGAAUCAACAACAAUCUCAAACCCCUCACCACAACAUAGUCAACAACUGGUUCCUCAGAGAGUAUGCGGGAUAUGCGACAAAUACAUCCAAGGUGGGAACUAUAACCAAAGUUGUCAAGACAACUCCAACCAAGGCUGGAGAGAUAAUUCCAACCAUGGCUGGAGGGACAACUAUAACAGAAGAGGCAGAGACAACCAGGAAUAACCAACAGCAGGCCCCUGAAAUCACCUACCCCUCUUCUUCUAAUGACGAGUUGCUUCAUUCCCUUGCACAAGGACAGAAGACCAUAGAAAGCACACUUAACGGUCUAACUUCUGCUAUACAAGCUCUCGUCUCCCAGAUAGGAUCGUCGAGCACCUCUAAUUUUCAACCUGUAAGCUCCAAUGGGAUUCCUUCUCAACACUUACCAAAUCCCAAGGUUGGCAUCAAUGCCAUCACUUUGAGGUCCAGAACUACACUGCAAGAAAGGAACCAGGAGGAGCCAAGGCCAAAAGAGCACGCCCCAGAUGCAGACAUGGUUGAAGUGGAGGAUGUUGAAGAGGAAGAUGAACAAGUGCCUAAAUAUGUGAUGUUUCUAAAGGAUUUGUGUAUACAUAAGGAUAAUAUUAAUGAAUUAGAAACUAUUCCUCUAGGUAGUUCCAUAUCUGCUUUAAUGGGGGAUAUACCUGAAAAAUGUAGUGACUCAGGACCAUGGAUGGUUAACUGUACCAUUGGGGGUGUAAUAUUUUCUAACUGCAUGUAUGAUUUAGGAGCGUGCAUGAGUAUUAUGCCUUUGUCCAUAUAUGAUGCUUUGAGACUCCCUCCUUUAAAAAGGUCGACAGCUCGUUUUAUGUUAGCAGAUAAAAGCAUUAUUACAGUGGUUGGAAUUGCUGAGGACGUGCAAAUGAGCAUUAAGGGGCUCACGUUUCCCAUUGACUUCUAUAUCUUGGAAAUGCCCCAAAUGACUCAGGAAAAUCGUCAUCCAUCUUGCUUGGAAGACCAUUCCUGA
Molecule: messenger RNA, 1851 nt
Organism: Arachis duranensis
Lineage: Eukaryota; Viridiplantae; Streptophyta; Magnoliopsida; Fabales; Fabaceae
Exons: 5
Coding region: 1-1851 (616 amino acids)
Source: RefSeq, a predicted model, not a curated record